This is a messenger RNA of Ixodes scapularis (black-legged tick), 7533 nucleotides long. RefSeq names its product phospholipid-transporting ATPase IA (gene ATP8A). Gene Ontology annotation, molecular function: magnesium ion binding; ATPase-coupled intramembrane lipid carrier activity; ATP binding. The record is from RefSeq and is a predicted model, not a curated record. NCBI's taxonomy places the organism in Eukaryota, Metazoa, Arthropoda, Arachnida, Ixodida, Ixodidae. Gene Ontology annotation, cellular component: plasma membrane. The transcript is spliced from 41 exons. Gene Ontology annotation, biological process: phospholipid translocation. The coding region runs from base 1202 to 4654 and encodes 1150 amino acids.
UUGUUUCGUGCUGUUCGGGUCGGCGGUGGGGGUGUGAACUGGAGUGAACCGGCAAAAGAAAAAAGAACGGAGCAGGGUCCACUUCAACACCGCCUAAAAAUAAGCGACGGUCUGGAAAUCGUUCCAGCUGGCAGUUCCCUGCGCUAGACAGAGCGUAUGCACUUGUGCGUUGUCGUUGAGGUUUGAGCUGUAUUUAUUUUGGUUGUUUCAGUGGGGCAUUUUUGCUUGUUCGCCGUGUUUCGGGGAAGCAAGGUUUAGUUUUAGUCUCAAUGUUCUGCGGUCAGACCCUUGAGUUUUGGGAAUGAUUGACGCGCGUUGCGAUUCGGGCGUUUUAUGACAUGCGUCAAGCGUGCGUGUGCUCCGAUCUUACCGUAAUCGCUAAACUCUCAAAAACAACAACAAAAAACCCAACAUUUUUCACGCAUUAUUUUUCUUCAUCAACCGGCAAGCUCAGCUUGUGAAGAAAAAAAAGAAGUAGAAACGAGCAAAUUGUGCAAGUUCAUUUUCUUGUUGGCUGAAUCAUCGCCAAGCAUGUUUGACUCAGUGUCGCGCUUUGAACAACAUACAGCUCGGCUUUGUUUGCAGCACCAGCACAUAUCAGGCUGCUUUCCUCACACAAUGCAUCUAACCCAUUUGUUUCCUCCACUUUCGCUUGGAAAUCGUCUUCAUUUUGGCGUGUAACUUGCCAUCUGACCAUCACAGCACUGGGCAGGCGACUGUUGAGAUAAUACGCACACGACACAUUCACCCAAGUGAUUUGCCGACAAUUUCACUACGCCAAGACCAACAAAUGGCCAAGAAAAGUCACUGGUAUCUCUGUUGACUCGUCUGAGAUAAGCUCGAAGAGCACCGAUAAGUUCUGCUACGCUCUUCCGAUCACUCCAACAACGAACCAAUCUACCUGCCUGCAUGCCUGUUUUCAUUGCACGUUAGGCCUGCAAGUUCCUCUGUUAUGCUGUUCUGACCACUCCAAUAGCAGAUCAGUCUACCUGCGUGCAUGCCCGUUGUUUUCGUUGCACACUAGACCGACUUUGUUCUUGGACUGGCUCGUAUUCACCUGUAUUCCGAGACGUUUCGCCGCAUGACCUCCCUCAUCGUCGUCCCUCACUCGAUGGCACCGCUUUGUUGCCGGGGUUGUGCAACUGACUUCUCUCCUUCUCUUUCCUCGUGCGCGUUCGUGAUCGACUAAAAGCUACCCAACAUGCAAGCCCCCGAGCAUGUUCCGAUGCUGGGUUUUGCGUCCGGACCUGCUGAAGAAGACGACGACAAGACUUCCGGGGCCAGCGAACAUGCCGCGGAGGGCGGGGAGCACCGUUUCAUCCACAUCAACAGCCCGCAGAAGCUCAAGUUCUGCAGCAACCACAUCUCAACUGCAAAAUACAACUUCAUCUCCUUCCUCCCCAAGUUCCUGUUUGAGCAGUUUCGGCGGUACGCCAACGUGUUCUUUCUCUUCAUCGCGCUGCUACAGCAAAUACCCAAUGUUUCUCCGACGGGACGCUACACGACGGCAGUUCCGCUUGUGUUCAUCCUCCUCGUGUCUGCACUCAAAGAAAUCGUGGAAGACUUUAAACGACACUUAGCUGAUGAUGCCGUUAACAAGAGCGUAGUUUUAGCGUUGCGGGACGGGGAGUGGAAGGGCGUCAAGUGGACGCAGGUGACCGUGGGAGACUUCGUGAAGAUCACCAGUGGGCAGUUCUUCCCCGCAGACCUCAUCCUCCUGGCUUCCAGUGAGCCUCAGGGAAUGUGCUACAUUGAGACUGCCAACCUCGAUGGAGAAACCAACCUCAAAAUACGGCAGGGUUUGCCCCAGACUGCGGAGAUGCUAACCACCAAGGACCUGAGGACCAUGAGCGGCUAUGUGGAGUGUGAACUGCCCAACCGGCACCUCUACGAGUUCACCGGAAACAUCAGAGUGAACAACCUGAAGACCCUUCCACUGAGUCCUGACCAGAUACUCCUUCGCGGGGCCAUGUUGAAGAACACGACUUGGGUGUUUGGCUUUGUCAUCUACACUGGCCACGAAACGAAACUCAUGAUGAAUUCGACGGCCGCACCCCUCAAGCGUUCCACGGUGGACAAGGUCACCAACACGCAGAUCAUCAUGUUGUUUCUGCUGCUCAUUGUCCUGGCUUUGAUCAGCUCUGUGGCCAGCGAGCUCUGGACGUCGCAGCAUGCUGCCACCGACUGGUACCUGGGACUAGACGACCUGAGCAGCAAUAGCAACUUUGGCUUCAACUUCCUCACCUUCAUCAUCCUGUACAACAACCUUAUCCCCAUCAGCCUCCAGGUGACGCUAGAGAUGGUGCGCUUCAUCCAAGCGAGCUUCAUCAACAUGGACACGGAGAUGUACCACGAAGAGACAGACACUCCCGCCAUGGCACGGACUUCUAAUCUCAAUGAGGAGCUUGGCCAGGUCAAGUACAUCUUCUCGGACAAGACUGGCACUCUCACCUGCAACAUCAUGGAGUUCAAGCGCUGCAGCAUUGCCGGCCGCAUGUAUGGUUCCUUGGAGGACGGCCUCGACCCCAAGGAGAUCCACGACAUUCUCCAGAAGAAUGCGCCCGCGUCGGCGUACGUCCGGGACUUCUUCACUCUGAUGGCAGUGUGCCACACGGUGGUUCCCGAGACAGACGUGGACUACCGCACCAUCCGCUACCAGGCCGCGUCCCCAGACGAAGGGGCACUGGUGAAAGGGGCACGCGACACCGGCUUCGUCUUCACCACGAGGACUCCUCACUUCGUCAUCAUCAACGUCCUUGGUGUGGAGGAGAAGUACGAGAUACUCAACGUCAUCGAAUUUACGAGCACUCGCAAACGGAUGUCUGUCAUUGUGCGAACGCCACAGGGCAAGAUAAAGCUGUUCUGCAAAGGGGCCGAUACUGUGAUUUACGAGAGGCUAGGCAGCGAGAGCCAGAGCUUCAAGGACAUCAACUUGAAACACCUGGAAGAGUUUGCCUCUCAAGGACUGAGGACCCUGUGCCUUGCUCAGGCGGAGAUUUCUCCGGUCUACUAUGAGGAGUGGAAAGCCUCGUACCAUAAGGCCGUGACGUCGAUCCAGUUCAAGGAGCGCAAGAUUGACGAUGCGGCGCAGCUCAUUGAAACGAAUCUGUCACUCCUGGGAUCAACCGCCAUUGAAGACAGGUUGCAGGAUGGCGUCCCAGAGACGGUGGCAGACCUGCUCAAGGCGGACAUCAAGAUCUGGGUCCUGACAGGCGACAAGCAAGAGACGGCCAUCAACAUCGGCUACUCGACGCACCUCAUCUCCCAGUCGAUGCCGCUUCUAGUCAUCAACGAAGACAGUCUAGACGCCACGAGGGAAGCCAUCCGGAGGCACGUCCACGACUUCGGAGAUCUGCUCGGGAAAGAGAACGAGCUGGCUCUCGUCGUGGAUGGAAAAACGCUCAAGUACGCCCUCUCCUCGGACGUGCGACGAGACUUCGUGGACAUUGCGCUUUCCUGCAAAGUCUGCAUCUGCUGCCGGGUGUCCCCAAUGCAGAAGGCAGAGAUUGUGGACAUGGUGAAGAGUUCAACACACUGCGUCACGCUCGCCAUCGGAGACGGCGCCAACGACGUCGCCAUGAUUCAGUCUGCUCACGUGGGCAUUGGAAUCAGCGGCAUGGAGGGACUGCAGGCGGCGUGUGCAUCGGACUACUCCAUCGCGCAGUUCCGGUUCCUGCGUCGCCUGCUCUUUGUUCACGGCGCCUGGAACCACAACCGGAUGUGCCGACUCAUCCUCUACUCAUUCCACAAGAACAUCUGCCUUUAUGUUAUUGAGCUGUGGUUUGCGGCCGUGAGCGGCUGGUCCGGGCAGACUCUCUUCGAGAGGUGGUCCAUCGGCAUGUACAACGUGAUGUUCACCGCGGCUCCUCCACUUGCCAUCGGCCUGUUCGACCGGACAUGCAGCGCGGAGGUGAUGAUGAAGUACCCUGCACUGUACAAGUCCUCUCAGAACGCAGAAGGAUUCAACGCCAAGGUUUUCUGGGUGUGGAUCUUUGACGCCAUCUACCAUUCCAUCAUCCUGUUCUGGUUGACCAUGCUUGGCAUCAAGCAGGAUGUGGCCUGGCCAAAUGGAAGAGACGGGGGGUACCUCAUGUUUGGAAAUCUGGUCUAUACGUAUGUUGUGGUGACGGUGUGCCUCAAGGCUGGCCUGGAGAUGAACUCCUGGACCUGGCCUGCCCACCUGGCCAUCUGGGGCAGCAUAGGCAUGUGGAUUGUGUUCUUGCUCAUCUACUGCAACGUCUGGCCCGUGCUGCCUGUAGCUGCCGACAUGGCCGGACUGCAUAUAAUGAUCUUCUCCUCUGGAAUUUUCUGGAUGGGGCUGAUCAUAAUCCCUUUCAUGGCACUUCUGGCUGACAUCAUCGUUAUUGUGAUUAAGAGGUCGUGCUUCAAGUCGCUGACGGAGGCGGUGCGGGAGAGCGAGAUAGCUCACGCAGAUCCGGGGCCAGUCAUCCUUCGCGGAACAAAGCAGAAGCUGACCGAGACGGCGCGGCUUCUCAAGAACGUCUUCAUGAAGCCAGUGACGACGGCUCAUGUUCCCAUUGAAGUGGAGCUCAAACAUGGUUAUGCAUUUUCCCAAGAAGAGCACGGCGUAGUGCCUCAGGCUGACCUUAUCAGAGCUUACGACUCGACGAAGCAGAAACCACAAGGCAUCUGAAGCGUCUGGGAUGCCUUCCUGAAGCACAUUCCAGGUCCCCGAAUCUGCUACGCUUCGAAUGCUAUGCCACCCUUAAGGCCUUGCAGAGAGACCAGCUGUAAAUAAUGCAUUGCUAGCACGGUGCACAUGUGUGCAUUUCAAUCCUCCUUUCUAUUGCACAUGUCCGUAUAACCAUCCGUUACGGGGGGUGGUGUUUGUUUAACGUAUACACGUGAAUGCAAGAGCUUUCCAAUGUCAGGCUUGCCACAAUGUUUUUUGUGCUUUACCAAAUACUAAGUUAAUGUUUUUCCUUUUUUGUUUAAUUGUUGUUAUUUGCCAUUUCUUUUUGCUCCACAUUCCACUCAGACAUGGUAAAAGUGGCUGACAAAAACGUUUAGCUACUGAUGGCAAACUGUCUGUACCAAAGACCCAUUUGUGUUGUGCAUGCAGUAGUUGCACUGUUGUGUACCAUUUUAUAGGUGUACCCAGUACAACAUAUACUUAUAUAUGACAAGCGGCUGGGCACACUGUGGAAUUGUUCUGUAUGGUAUUGAGGGCACUUAUUCCGAUAUAGUAGUCAACUGUGUGUAAACAAAAUACCAAAGAUUAAUGAUGUACUAAAUGUGAGUGAACUGGGUAUUGAAGAUUACAGAAUUGAAUAAGUGUGCAUUAAUACAACCGGGGUGCAGUACCUAAGGUACCACUUUUGGUUCAGAGGCAAGCCACCAAAGAUAUUGAACUGUUGUAAAUAUCCUUUUUCCGUACCAAGGAUAUCAAAGGUUGGGUCAGCUGCGCAAGAAUGAAGUUAUAUUUCGUGUAAAAGGAGGAAGCUUUACCCAAAGAUUUAAACUCAAUUAUAUUACAAGAAUUGUUACACAAAUGGAAUAAUGUGUGUGUGUGUGUGUGCGUAUGUACAAAACAAUAACCAAUUGUCGCUAUACUUACCUAUAUUAUCAUCUCCUUGGAGUGGGCUACAGUAGGACAGCUCCUUUGCAGACCACCUGUUUAGCGUAAACUCUGACUGAAGCAUGAAGUUAUUUUACUGACCCUUUGCACGAAGUACUAUUGCGCGCUAAGGACAGCGAAUUCAUUUCAUAGGUGGCAACAAUUUGUAAUGGAAAAAAAAAACUGACCUCUAAAUUUGUGUUGUAUUUGCCUGGAUGCCAAGGGGUACACUGUAGUCAGAUCUUCCGGACGCAUAUUUGACAUGUUUGUACAGUGCUGAUCACACUUGUCUAUAACGCAAGAGCGCGCGUGGCUGUCUCCGGCGAGCGCCAGACUGGUGGCAUUGGCGGCAACUAAUCUGGACACGUGGCCAACGUUGAACGGUCCUAACCUCUCGUUCCGUGGCGCUCGAGCCGUGUCCUAACCACGGUCCCAAACUCUCGAUCGGGCAAGAGGCUGCUUGAACGCUUCGCGCCUACUUUGUUUUGCAUAUCGGUUGCACGCUAUCGUGCGCAUAUCAACAGAGAGUUUUUGCAGACCGUUUUCGCCGUCCCACAAUGCUCUCCGCAACCCGCUCGGUACCCGGAACUCCACAGUCUCCAGGCCACCGGCGCGCAGGCGCAGUAGCGGCUUCUUCGUUACGGAGGGCUUCGCGGAGGGGGAAACGCGGCCUACGAAAACUCCCUAAUAACUCUCUUCUCCCCGCAUCUUGUUGAUAAGCUCUGCAUUUUUGUUCUCUAUCGCUACGGCGGCGUUAGCGAAGAGCACGCAAGCAGCCUUUUACACGGUAAGCGGCGCCCCACAUCGAGUGGGCAGGACGGCAGGACACUUCUCGGGUGGACGCGUUCCAUGUUACCCACGUGACUAGAUUAGUUGCCGCAAAUGUCGCCAGUGUAGCGCUCGCCGGAGAAAGCCGCGCGCUCUGUAAUUAGCGUUCGUUGACCACAUAUGAAGAAUCUAUGUAGAUGCGCAGUAGUGCGUCUUAGUAAUGCUGGUGAAAGCUCUUCUAGAAGUCGCAAACAAAGUUUUUGGUGUGGUGUACCCGCUAGGUUAUAUCCCAAUCUUGCGUAUGGUCCUAGUUGCGAGUCGCGUGUCUAUGCCGACUUCCGGCUGAAAUCGUUCACGAUCGAAACGUGCGACAAAGCAAGUGUGUAUUGCUAGGCUCGAAAUUUCGAGCAAGUAUGCCUCAGUUUAGCACUUCUUGCCUAGCAGGAAAGGAGGUGAAACCCACUGCGGUAAAAAGAAACAAUCUUGAUCUAUCUGUGAUGUUGAAGGUGACAUUAAAAGUGCUACGGUUGCACAUGGUUCAGUCGACGCUUCUACGCGGUUGUGUGCAUGAGCGACUCUGUCAUCGAGAGCCGAAGUCAGUGUAGCUUUAAAUAUCUUACGAGUAGACAGUAGAGGCUAUAGAAGUAAACGUGAGCUGAAGUAUCUAUAAAAACGAAAAGAAAAACAUAACGCGCUUGCAGUGCUUUUAGCACAAGCCUAAAACUUUCUGAAAUGCUGUGGUGUCGCAGUUCUUUGAACCCACUGCCAAGGUGACAACAAACGAGUGACGGUAAAUUUUGCCGGGCUAAAAAAAAAAAAAAAACUUGCCUUACUGUUGCUCUCCUAGUCUAAGCUUUGUCUUGAGUUGGGCUCGGAUCCUUUUUGCCUGCUGAACUGUGAAUGUGGCUGUCUGCAACGGGAGAUGCCCCAACCCCGAUGAAACUCAAAGAACGUAUAGUAUACAGUACUUAAUCUCCGGUUAUUUCCACUCGCAAAACUGCAUUUGGAAACCCGCUCAGCGUGGACGCGCGGGUAGAGGUGGUUUGUGGGAUCCUGAGCUUGCAGACGGCCGUUGCGUGAAUAUCUGUGUCUGUACGCAACAGCAGACGUGUUGUCGCGUGCUUGAAGACAUUCAACCAAGUACUCCCUCCAUGUAACCAGAGUAAAAUGUGUUCUCGGAGCAGAAA